AUGACUGUCUAUCUUCUCUCCCGAGUGGGCGAUCCCAUCUUUGCACUCGGCAUUGGCGUCGCUGCCGCAUUCUCCCGCAUCCGUCGUGACCAGAUCGAGCAAAACCCGGACAAGGCAUCGGAAAUCGGGUACGGCACAGUCGUGCAGCUGGGCCAGCGACGGCUGCAGCGGUGGUGGAACGGAGAUUUCAAGGACCUCUAA
Penicillium macrosclerotiorum is the source of this 201-nucleotide messenger RNA. RefSeq lists its product as uncharacterized. Gene Ontology annotation, biological process: protein secretion. The transcript has 2 exons. The record is from RefSeq and is a predicted model, not a curated record. The coding region runs from base 1 to 201 and encodes 66 amino acids. Lineage: Eukaryota; Fungi; Ascomycota; Eurotiomycetes; Eurotiales; Aspergillaceae.